Prorocentrum cordatum is the source of this 1956-nucleotide messenger RNA. Lineage: Eukaryota; Dinophyceae; Prorocentrales; Prorocentraceae. The record is from the annotation of a GenBank genome assembly.
GACUUCCAGGCGAUCGUCGGGCUGGGGCCGAUCCCCGAAGGCGCGGACCACAACGCUGGCGGCGUCCUGCUGGGCCUGGCGCUCGUGCAGGAGCGCCGCGGCUCCUACGAUGCGUCUCUCGCCACUUCGCUGGUCGCCUACGAGUACUACAAGGGAUCUUGGCGGGUGUUUGACCCUACCCUUGCAGACGGAGUGCAGAAGCUGCCAUGCCUGCUCAACUCCAACGUGUUCCUCGGGUUCAUCCACAGAAUCGGAGGAGAGUCCUUCACAGAGUGUCCGCUGCUGGAUAGCGACGCCACCGGGCCCGCCAACGAGCUGCCAAACGACCCCUGGUACGUAGUUCCCCCACUCGUGCCCGCCUGCGCGCUCUCAGACGUGCUUGAAGACAUGGCGCCCAUGCUUGUCCCAGACUGCCCCCGGCUCAGGGUGCGCACCCUUGACGGCCUGGCCUCUGCCGACGGUUACUUGGAGCGCCCGAUCGCGCGAGAAGUGGUGCAGUUCGCCCUGAAUCUGGGCGACGGUGUCCAGACGGCAUGGGCCACUUGGGCCGACCAGAAGCAUCAGCUGCAAACCCCAGACGGAUCCGAGGGCGCACCAGUGCCACGUCUCUCGCGGCAUUUGUCAGAGGUCGAGUGCCUUCAGUUCCUUAGGUACAGUGAGGCCGAGCUCGCCACCUUCCUCGCGACCCCGUCAGUGCGGACUGGCCCCCUGAUCACCACGAGGAAGAUGUCUCUGCCAGGCGAGAGCCAGAUGGCAUGGGAGUGCGAUUCAGCCCAGAUGCCGACCGCGGUGCCCUGGUUGGUCCAGUCGAGGAUGUCCAUGGCCUCAAAUCAGGUUGCGGAGCCCUGUUUGUGGAAGGCUGGCACGCGGUCCGCGACCAGCGCGAUCGGCGUGACAGAGGCGGCGGGCAGUGCAACCCACGUGGGCGCGACGAAUUUCAUGGAAGAUAUGCACUGUUGGCAUUUCGACAUUGGAAUCCUAUGCUGGGGCCGUGACAUCCGCAUCACCUGGGGCGAUGUAUGGGGCAGGCAGCGCGAACGUGACACGCGGCGCUACGACCCGGCCACCCGCUUUGGCGAGGGCCCGCAGGGCAAGGGCGCGCCGCCACCGGACAAAGGCAAAGGGAAGCGCCCGCCCGACGCGGCCAGGGCGCCGUGGCAGCGCCGCGCGGGGCAUCGGCCAGUGUUGGUGAAGCUCACGGCGCAGUGGACAGUCGCAGGGACUGCCAUCGCACUUCACGAGCGCCGCGGCUCCUACGAUGCGUCUCUCGCCACUUCGCUGGUCGCCUACGAGUACUACAAGGAGCGCGACGCGGAGCGCGGCUGGGAGUCCUCUUUCACUGCGAAGGCGGCCAUGCAAGUCAGCAGAUCGCAGCUGAACCUCGGUCGCCUGCCAGAGGCCGAGGCCAUCUCCAGAGAAGCGGUGCGGAUCUUCGAGGUCACCGCGGGCGACGACUCCCCCCUUGUCGCGUCGGCGCUGACGCGUCUAGGCAGGAUCCUCGUAGCGCAGGGCCGCCUCGACGACGCACGGUCGGCCCUGCACCGCGCCUACCGGCUCGAGGCCGCGAAGGAUGCGUUCGACCUGCAGGGGAUCAUGGAGAUCCAUGGCGAGCUCGUGGGCACGCACCUGUCGGCCCCGAAGCUGGACCAGGCUGCCUUCCAGCGCUACUUCGAGGUCGUGACCGACGUCGUCGGGCGCGUCCGCGAGGAGAUGCCCCAAGAUGGCAACGCUGGCGCGUACUACAAGGUGGCAGGCGAGCUCUUCGCGCUUGGGGCCAGCUGCGCCCAGGGCCGCCCGCUGCUCGUGGAGGCGGUCUCGCUGCUCGAGGGCGAGAUUUCCGUGGACACUUCGGGCCUCGUGCGCCAGUGCCGCGACCUGGUCGCCUACUGCGACGGCACCUACGACGCGGGGCCUCCCGAGCCCGGAGAAGGCGCCGCCAGGCGGGACGAGUUGUGA